Molecule: messenger RNA, 2337 nt
Organism: Alternaria arborescens
Lineage: Eukaryota; Fungi; Ascomycota; Dothideomycetes; Pleosporales; Pleosporaceae
Exons: 1
Coding region: 1-2337 (778 amino acids)
Biological process (GO): proteolysis
Molecular function (GO): serine-type peptidase activity
Source: RefSeq, a predicted model, not a curated record
AUGAGGUCCUUCAUAGCGCUCUCAGCGCUCCUAGCAGUUGCAACAGCACAAUCGGUCACAGCCACAGACGCCUCACAGUCAUUUGAUAUCGUGCCAACGUCGACACCCACACCAUCAUCAAUAGACGACAUUGACCUUGACCCGACAACCACAGAGAAUGUUUCUGGACCGAUAGAGACGAGCCAGGCUUGUGGAGACAUAGCCGAGCUAGUGGCGGAUGACUUCUCAGAGUUUCCAGUCGUGGAUGCCGCACUAGCGUACGCAUGCCUCAAGUCACUGCCUUUCUACUCAACCUCCGCAUCAUCGACAGUGGAUGAGAUCAAGAAGAUGGUGGAAUUUCAGUCGACGCUCAAUUAUCUCAAAGACCCACCGAAGGGAUGGCCGAAUGACGCUGUCGAUAUCGUUGCCGGCUUAGACAGCAUCAAAAGCAACGUCGAAUCCGGACAAUACAGCAAUGAAUUCGACUUUGAAAAUGACAUUGCAUCUUUGAUGGUGAAGGCGCACGAUGGGCAUCUCGGCUGGAACGGUAUGGCAUAUGCAGGAGUCUUCAGAUGGCGAAGAAGCAGCGCUUUUGCUUUGGUCUCAGCGUCAAGAGAUGGGAGCGAGAUGCCCCAAAUCUGGGCUUUGGGGGACUUCAAUGGCACUGUUGAUUAUGAACCUUCGCCGGUCACACAAAUCGACGGAAGGGACGUUGUACAGUUCUUGACGGACGAGGCGAAUUUGAACUCUUACCACGAUCCGGAUACUCGGUUCAAUGCCAUGUUCUUUUCACAGGCCGCAGAAAACUAUGGGUACUUUACCAGUCCAAGGUUUUACCCUGGUUCUACGACGAACAUUACUUUCGAGAACGGAACAACCGAUACGUAUAGCAAUGGUGCCAUUGUUGUGGAUCCUCAGACUUGGAGCUAUGUCAGCGAUCCUGAGUCAUUCUAUGAUACAUACAUUAGACCCGAGACGAGCUCAUUUAGGGUCAAGAAGAGGGAUCCUACUAAACUACCCAUGCAUUUAGAGAACCCGCGCGACUAUGAAUUCAGGGGUACAUUUGCCCAACAACACGGCUCAGUGCCAUUGCUUUACCCAGAUCCGGUCGUUGCUCACUCGGCGGAUCAGGUGCCUUUGGCCGGAUUCUUCAUCAAUACCAAUGCUGGCGAAAUCGGUGUUCUUGUAGCAACGACAUUCAAUACCGAGGACGUUGCAGGUGCACAGGAAUUCCAAUCCGUAAUUCAGGAGUACAUCUCGCAAGCCCAAUCCCGUGGCGUGGAGAAACACAUUAUUGAUAUACGUGCCAAUAAUGGUGGCAAAGUACUCUCGGGGUAUGAUAUGUACCUACAAUUCUUCCCAUCCCAGGAACCUCAGACACAGAACCGAUAUCGCGGACACCGAGCCAGCGAGGUCUACGGCGAGAGUAUAUCUAGCUUCAAGGAGAUUAACCUCCUCAACGCCGAACUCUUCACGAGCCCCUUCAGCAACGACGCCUACCUCUCUUCCACUGGCGAAGAUUUCCCAGACUGGAAAGCCAUGUACCCGCCCGAGCGAUUCAACAACGACAAGUUCACCGCCCUACUCAAAUACAACUUGAGUGAUCCUCUGACAACAAGCAACGAGCGUACCGCCGUAGGAAUCACCAUGACAGGCUACAACUCGAGAAGCAACUUCACUACGGACCCCUUCCGCGCCGAGGACAUAAUUUUGCUAACUGACGGCGUCUGCGCCUCAACAUGCUCCAUCUUCACCGAACUCAUGGUCCAACAGUCCGGCGUACGAAGCCUCGCUAUUGGCGGCCGCCCUAGCCUUGGUCCCAUGGUAGCCGUCGGUGGCACAAAAGGCACCUUGGUAAUCCCUUCCCUCUACAUGGAAGCCCUCUCCGAAUACGUCACCUCGCAAUUCGCGUCGUCUCGCUCCGAAGCAAACGACUGGGCCGAGUUCCUCCCAUCAACUCCGCCCAUCGCCGUGAUCGAUGCUAGCGUCAACUUCCAGGACAACAUCCGUGCAGGCUUUGAGUCGGCGGGCGUACCAACACAGUUUCUCAACGAUACGGCGAGUUGUCGGAUCUGGUACGAGCCUGAGGAUUACUUCAAUGUGACAAGGUUGUGGGAGAAGACGGCCAAUGUGGCGUUUGGAAACAACGGAGGCAUGGAUGAGGGCGCUUGCGUGGCAGGAAGUGUAACGAACAAGGAACAGCAACAAGGAAAAGGAGAUUCGAAUCCGGAAAGUUCCGGAGAUGGAAGUGCGCAAGGGGGUGAUGAUGAUGAGGAUGCGGCGAGUGGACUAAGAGUAGGCUGGGUUCACCUGCUUGUCUCUGUCGGCGCUGUCGCGCUGAGUUUCUGUUUGAUGUAG